AUGGAUGGCCAAGAAUUGCAUUUCCAAGGUUUAAGGAUAGUGUACUCUCAAGAAUUGAGUUCGAACUUGGUGCGGCUGCCAAAUAAGAUAUGCAGGUUGCUUGACCAGUCCGAUAUACCAGUGCAAGAAUUUGGGAUAAAGAUCAAUGCAGAUGUUGAUGUUGGUUGGGAUGGGCAAACGUCGAAAUCUUUCCGUGGGACAGACCAAACACUUGAAAUGAAUGCGAUAUUGGCGGGAGAGUACAAGCUUCAGAUGGGCCAACUUGUGGAUAUAUCUAUUAAAAGGUACGAUUCGAGUAGUUUUGUAACCGAGGUACAUGUUGAGCCUAAGGGGUUUCAGGAUUGGGAAACGAUUGAAUCGAAUGCUGCUUUUUUCCAGGACCAAAUUCUUUACCAGACGCGGUUAGUGAGGAAAGGCGCACAUUUACUAUGUUUUAUGCGAAACGUAGUGUGCAAAUUUAGUAUAAAGAGCAUGAUGCCUGAUCAUUUAGAAGUGGGCAGGCUCACGAAUGACACGUUGGUGAUAGUUGAACCGAAGUUGAGAGAAGAGGUUGAGACGAAUGAGGGUCUGGUUGUUGACAAUUCGCAAAAAGUUAUCAAGAGAACGUUGUUAGACAAAGGCGACUUGAGCGGAGUGUCGAUUGCGUUGAAGACGCGCGAGAACAAGUACGAGUACGCUACUGUUAGUGUCAUUCGGGCUCCUUUCGAGGAGGACAAGAGCAAAGGCAAGACCAAGAGCGGCGGCGGCGGCAGUAGUAGUACUAGCAGUAGCGUGCCAUCAUCGAUCGGUAUGGGCAUGGGGAUAUGUUGCAAAGUGUACGAAGAUGAUUCAUUACGCGACGAGAGUGUGAAGAUGAGCCGGAUGUUGAGGAAAGCAUUGCAAUUGCCUGCGAAUAACGGGUACAAAGUGAGGGUGUCGUACGUCAAGAAGCUACCCAAGACGCCAUUUGAUGUGGUUAUCUGUCCGCAUGGGAGCGGGAGCAGCGGAACAGAGGGAGAAGAGGAUUCCACCACUACUGUUGAGGAGUACUUUAACUGUAUCAAGAAACUAGAUAUUUUGAGCGACAACCUUCUGGUGCAAGACAAGGACCUGGACGUGAAGUUUACGGUGAAGCUUAGAGGUGGCAAAGGCAGCCCAGUUCCAUUUGGGAAAUGUCCAGCGGACGUUUCGAAAGUCACGGUGAGUGAGAGGACGAAUAUAGCGCUAGACGUGGGCCUCGACCCAACUUCCAGCCCUCGAAAGCUCAUUGGCUUCGAAAAGACGUACUUAGAGAUACUUGACACCGUGCGCGCGCCAUUGGCCAUGUCCAGCUCGUUUCUGGUGCAAGGAGGCGCUGGCAUGGGCAAGACGCUUGUUCUACAAAACCUCGCGUUCGACUUGAUUAACGACGGGUACCACGUCCAGUACGUGGACGGGGAUGCGGUCCCGGACUCUACGAACCUCGCCAAGACCAAACAGUACCUCAGCGAACUCGUACACUCGGCCUACUGGCACAUGCCGUCCGUGAUACUGUUUGACAACGCGGACUCGCUGUUCACUGCGGCGAAAUCGGUCGACGACCAGCCAUCCUCGGGCAACUCGCGCGGCCUGUACUCGCAAACGUCUACCAAGCUGACGCAGAUGUUCAUGAGCGACGUGCAGCGGGCUAUGGAUGUUGCAGCUGGCGGCAGCGGCAGCGGGGUCGAGGUCGAGAUCAAAGUUGUGUUCGGGGCCAAGUCCCAGGAGUCCUUGAACAAGAUGCUGUUCCAGAAGCAGUUUGUCGGCGACACAUGGACGUUGAAGCCGCCUACGCGGUAUCAAAGAAACGACAUAUUGCAGUGGCUAUUGAGCGAGAAGUCCAUUGAGCUAGCCGGGGACACGAGCGUCACCGAGCUGUCGCUCGAGACCGAGGGCUACUCGCCCGCGGACCUGGCGCUGUUGGUGGACCGGUUGUUCUACGAGGUGGUGUCACGUGACCACGCGCAGCAGCAGCAGCAGCAGCAGCCGCUAACGCGCGCGAUGGUGGAGUCGUGCGUGUCGCAGUUCACGCCGGCGUCGUUGCGGUCUGUGAAGUUGCAGAAGGGCACGGGCGUGAAGUGGAGCGACAUUGGCGGGCUGCGCGAGGCGAAGCGGCUGUUGCUCGAGACGCUGGAGUGGCCCAACAAGUACGCGCCGAUUUUCGCGCGUUCGCCGCUCCGGCUAAGGUCUGGUAUAUUGUUGUACGGGUACCCCGGUUGCGGGAAGACGAUGCUUGCGAGCGCAGUGGCGCAACAAUGCGGGUUGAACUUCAUAUCUGUGAAGGGUCCUGAGAUAUUGAACAAGUACAUUGGUGCGUCGGAGCAAAGCGUGCGGGAGCUAUUUGAGCGGGCGCAGGCGGCUAAGCCGUGCAUUUUGUUCUUCGAUGAGUUUGAUUCGAUAGCGCCGAAGCGUGGCCACGACUCUACUGGGGUGACGGACCGGGUGGUGAACCAGCUGCUUACGCAGAUGGACGGUGCGGAGGGGUUAGAGGGAGUGUAUGUGUUGGCGGCUACUAGCCGCCCGGAUUUAAUCGAUUCUGCGUUGUUACGGCCGGGCCGUUUGGACAAGAGCGUGUUGUGCGAUAUUCCGGACGAGGAAGAGCGGGCGGAGAUACUACGUGCGAUCACGCGAGGGAAGAUGGCGCUUGACGCGUCGUGCGACGUUGGCGCGGUGGCGCGGCUGGCACGCGGGUUCACGGGUGCGGAUCUGCAGGGCGUGGUGAACAACGCGUACUUGAAGGCUGUGCACCGGUCAUUAGGGGAGGACCGUCCUGGGGACCAUUCUGGGGUGCAUCCUGCACCCCAGGAUGCACCCCAGAAUGAUGCGUCUCAGGGCGACACCCGUCCGCCGUACAUCUGUUUGGGGAAGCGCAAGCCGCUCGAUGGCGAGACUUUGGAGAGAAUCGGCGGCAAGCUCAAGCAACUGGGCAUUAGCAUUGGCUCUGCCAGUGCCAGUGCCAGUGCCACUGGCACUGGCAGAACCUCUGGCAUUGUGGUUUCCGCGGAGGACCUGGAGGCGGCAUGUCUGGACGCAAAGCCCAGCAUUUCGCGCCAGGAGCUCGAGAAGCUAACCGCCGUGUACCGCAAGUUUAUAGGCGACAGAGAAGGGAAGAUGCCGUCCGGGGAAGCCUCGCAGAAAGUGGGCGGACGCACCACUUUAGCAUAA
Messenger RNA from Kluyveromyces marxianus DMKU3-1042, 3162 nucleotides. It is a transcript of the gene PEX1, whose product is annotated as AAA family ATPase peroxin 1. Lineage: Eukaryota; Fungi; Ascomycota; Saccharomycetes; Saccharomycetales; Saccharomycetaceae. The record is from RefSeq and is a predicted model, not a curated record. Gene Ontology annotation, biological process: protein import into peroxisome matrix. Gene Ontology annotation, cellular component: cytosol; peroxisomal membrane; peroxisome. The coding region runs from base 1 to 3162 and encodes 1053 amino acids. Gene Ontology annotation, molecular function: ATP hydrolysis activity; ATP binding. The transcript has a single exon.